This is a messenger RNA of Ilyonectria robusta, 792 nucleotides long. RefSeq lists its product as uncharacterized. Bases 1 to 792 code for a protein of 263 amino acids. The record is from RefSeq and is a predicted model, not a curated record. The transcript is spliced from 2 exons. NCBI's taxonomy places the organism in Eukaryota, Fungi, Ascomycota, Sordariomycetes, Hypocreales, Nectriaceae.
AUGGGGACAUUUGGAGCCACCAUUGUGUCGUUGCUCGAGACCUACUCCAAGUGUUUGUCAUUGCUCAAGGGCUUCUCGGGCGGCGGUGACCGAGAUGGCACGCCCGCCGAUCUCCAAUCGAGCCUGGGGAGUUCCCUGCGGUCGGACCGAGCCAGAGUGCGUCGGGCUUACUCCUCCCGACUAUCACAGAAUGGCCGUCGGCUUGAGAAAGGUGACGCUGCCUCGCGGUCGGCAUUGAGACGGGUUGUCAGGAAGCUCAAGGCAGCGCUUGGCGAAGUUAUCGGCAGUCUUGGUGGCGGACGGCCUCCAACAGUCGACCUCAACUCAUUGCUGGCUCUGUCAAAUGGGUCAAGCUUGGAUGCAGUCCGGACUAUCAACGAACUGUCAAGUCGGGUCAGUUCAAGGGCGAGCUCCAUCAGCUCACGACGUAGCAUGGUGAGCAGAGGGAGGCCGAGGUCCAGGCGCCAUCAUCAGCAGUCCGAAGGUCAGGUCAAGUCGAGGAAAUCUGAUAACGGGCGUCGCUCCAAGUCGGAGAGAAGCAAGAACAAGAACUGUGCGAGCCAAUCACCCCGUCGGCGUCUUUACAAGUCUUCUCAGAGUCACCAUACUCUGGCGGCAUCUGGGAAUGAGAACCGAAUCUCUAUAUUGACCACGUCCUCGGACAGUACCAAACUGGGCGAGAUCAGACGGCGACAGUCCACGCAAGGAAUUGCGGCGAGGGCCACAUAUCCGGUACACUUAUAUCCUCAAGAGGAGGAAAAGGGGCGGAAGAAAUGGUGGAAGCUCUUUUGA